This is a messenger RNA of Tupaia belangeri chinensis (Chinese tree shrew), 3933 nucleotides long. RefSeq names its product ATPase H+ transporting V0 subunit a1 (gene ATP6V0A1). NCBI's taxonomy places the organism in Eukaryota, Metazoa, Chordata, Mammalia, Scandentia, Tupaiidae. Gene Ontology annotation, molecular function: proton-transporting ATPase activity, rotational mechanism; ATPase binding. The record is from RefSeq and is a predicted model, not a curated record. Gene Ontology annotation, cellular component: vacuolar proton-transporting V-type ATPase, V0 domain; vacuolar proton-transporting V-type ATPase complex; plasma membrane. Gene Ontology annotation, biological process: vacuolar acidification; proton transmembrane transport.
GGCUGCUGCGGCCGCGGUGGCGCGGGGCCGACAGCCGGAGGUUGGAGAGAAAUCCAGGACUCAGCUGACUAGUGCUUCUUGCCACCAUGGGGGAGCUUUUCCGAAGUGAGGAGAUGACGCUGGCCCAGCUUUUUCUUCAGUCAGAAGCUGCUUACUGUUGCGUCAGUGAAUUAGGAGAACUAGGAAAGGUUCAGUUUCGCGAUUUAAAUCCAGAUGUGAAUGUUUUCCAGCGGAAGUUUGUGAACGAAGUUAGAAGAUGUGAAGAAAUGGAUCGAAAGCUUCGAUUCGUUGAGAAAGAGAUACGAAAAGCUAACAUCCCAAUUAUGGACACUGGUGAAAACCCAGAGGUACCCUUUCCCCGGGACAUGAUUGACUUGGAGGCCAAUUUUGAGAAGAUCGAAAAUGAACUGAAGGAAAUCAACACAAACCAGGAAGCUCUGAAAAGAAACUUCCUGGAACUGACUGAAUUAAAAUUUAUACUUCGCAAAACUCAGCAGUUUUUUGAUGAGGCUGAAUUGCAUCAUCAGCAGAUGGCGGAUCCAGACCUGUUGGAAGAAUCCUCAUCCCUGUUGGAGCCAAGCGAGAUAGGAAGAGGCACGCCUUUAAGACUUGGCUUCGUGGCUGGUGUCAUUAACCGGGAGCGCAUCCCUACUUUCGAGCGCAUGCUUUGGCGAGUGUGCCGGGGGAACGUGUUCCUGCGGCAGGCUGAAAUAGAGAACCCCCUGGAGGAUCCAGUGACUGGUGACUACGUGCACAAGUCUGUGUUUAUUAUCUUCUUCCAAGGUGACCAGCUGAAAAACAGAGUCAAGAAAAUCUGUGAAGGGUUCCGAGCCUCACUCUAUCCCUGUCCUGAGACACCGCAGGAGAGGAAGGAAAUGGCUUCCGGAGUUAAUACCAGAAUUGAUGAUCUCCAAAUGGUUCUGAAUCAAACAGAAGAUCACCGCCAGAGGGUUCUGCAGGCAGCUGCUAAGAACAUCCGGGUCUGGUUCAUCAAGGUGCGGAAGAUGAAGGCCAUCUACCAUACCCUGAAUCUGUGCAACAUAGAUGUGACCCAGAAAUGUCUGAUUGCAGAGGUCUGGUGCCCUGUCACCGACCUUGACUCCAUCCAGUUUGCACUCAGAAGGGGCACGGAACAUAGUGGCUCCACUGUGCCCUCCAUUUUAAACAGGAUGCAGACGAACCAGACCCCACCAACCUAUAACAAAACCAACAAGUUUACAUGUGGCUUUCAGAACAUAGUAGAUGCUUAUGGAAUUGGAACUUACCGAGAGAUAAAUCCAGCUCCAUAUACUAUUAUCACUUUUCCUUUCCUGUUUGCUGUGAUGUUUGGAGACUUUGGCCAUGGCAUUUUGAUGACUCUUUUUGCUGUGUGGAUGGUAUUAAGGGAGAGCCGGAUCCUUUCCCAGAAGAAUGAGAAUGAGAUGUUUAGCACUGUGUUCAGUGGUCGGUACAUUAUUCUACUGAUGGGUGUGUUCUCCAUCUACACUGGCCUCAUCUACAAUGACUGCUUUUCCAAGUCUCUUAAUAUCUUCGGGUCAUCCUGGAGUGUACGGCCGAUGUUUACUUUAUCUAAUUGGACGGAGGAAACGCUUAAAGGGAACCCCGUUCUCCAGCUGAACCCAGCCAUCACUGGAGUUUUUGGUGGACCGUAUCCUUUUGGCAUCGAUCCGAUUUGGAACAUUGCCACCAAUAAGCUGACCUUCCUCAACUCCUUUAAGAUGAAGAUGUCUGUCAUCCUCGGUAUCAUCCAUAUGUUGUUUGGAGUCAGCCUGAGCCUUUUCAACCAUAUCUAUUUCAAGAAGCCCCUGAAUAUCUACUUUGGAUUUAUUCCUGAGAUAAUCUUCAUGACUUCUCUGUUUGGCUACUUGGUCAUCCUUAUUUUUUACAAGUGGACUGCCUAUGAUGCUCAUACAUCUGAGAAUGCACCAAGCCUUCUGAUUCAUUUUAUAAACAUGUUCCUCUUUUCCUACCCAGAAUCUGGUAAUGCGAUGCUGUAUUCCGGACAGAAAGGAAUUCAGUGUUUCCUGGUAGUAGUGGCCCUACUGUGUGUACCUUGGAUGCUGCUGUUCAAGCCACUGGUCCUUCGCCAUCAAUAUUUGAGGAGGAAACAUUUGAACUUUGGUGGGAUCAGGGUGGGCAACGGACCGACAGAGGAGGAUGCUGAGAUUAUUCAGCAUGACCAGCUCUCCACCCAUUCCGAGGACGCGGAAGAGCCUACCGAGGACGAAGUGUUUGACUUUGGGGACACCAUGGUCCACCAGGCCAUCCACACCAUCGAGUACUGCCUGGGCUGCAUCUCCAACACGGCCUCCUACCUGCGGCUCUGGGCCCUCAGCCUAGCUCACGCCCAGCUGUCCGAGGUGCUUUGGACCAUGGUGAUCCACAUCGGCCUGAGCGUGAAGAGCUUGGCAGGAGGGCUGGCACUGUUCUUCAUCUUCGCCGCCUUUGCCACCCUGACCGUGGCCAUCCUCCUGAUCAUGGAGGGCCUGUCAGCCUUCCUGCACGCGCUGCGGUUACACUGGGUCGAAUUCCAGAAUAAAUUCUACAGCGGGACCGGUUUCAAGUUCCUGCCCUUUUCCUUCGAGCACAUUCGGGAAGGGAAGUUUGAUGAGUGAACCCCGGUGGGGCGCCGUGCACCAGACCACCCUCCCUGCUCCCUCCACAGUGAUUAGUUAGCCGUGUUCCUUCUGCCUGCUGGUCGUGAACCCUGGCACCAGGGCAUUUGUGUCACCCUUGCCACCUUCCUCCAGCUGUGUGUGAGUCAUUCAGAUAGAAGCGGCCCUCCUUGGUCUCCCACCACCCCAGCUGUGUGAGUCAGAGAGAAGCUGGACUCCGACCCUGUCUCCUACCCCUUGGGCACCAGCCAGCCAAAGGCAGCCCUCCACCCCAUCCUCCACGUGUGAGCCCAGAGCCCUCGGGCUUCCCUGCCUCACCCUGGCCGGGAGGAGCACUGACACGGGCCACAUCCACACUCAGCCCUUGUUCCUGCUCCGCAGCCCCUGAUGGGCAUCCACGGGGCUCUCAGAAGGGGGUCCUCUGUAACAUGCCCUCUCCUAGUUAGCAGGGGCGGGGACAGGAAGAUGCUACUUUUGUCCUUUGCCCGGCCCUCUCCAGUGCUUGUUAGUCAGGAAUUCAACUGGACUCACUGGACCAUCAUGGGCGACUUCUCACUGUCACCAGCAAGAGUUCCAGGGUACCCAAGACCUCUGCCUUGACCCUCACCCUGCACUCCCCACUUCCCUCCCUUUCGUACUGGCGCAGUCGGGCAUGCCCAGCACAGAGGUCCCUCUCAGCACCCCCGCUUCCUUCCCUCCCAGGUCUUGCCCACAAGCUUGCCCCUCUGGACGUGCUGCUCUUCCCUGGUGGAGACCCUGAGCCCCAUCCCACCCCAAUCAUGACAUCCCGAGUGCAAGGCUGAUGUCACCAAGGCUGGGUCUGCCCACAGUGCUGCUUCCACACGGACCCCAGGUCUCAGGAGUGGUGCCCUAGACAGAGAUGGUGUCCAUGGGUUGCCAGGCAGUGCACACAUGCUUGUGAGAGCUGCACAGUCCUGCUUGGGGCCACCUCCCUGUCCCCUGCUCUGGGCCAUGGCUCCCAAGGCCCUCUAAUCAUGUGAUGGCGCAGCUAAAUUCAUCCCACCACCCUCACUGUCACACUGAUACCCCGAACUGACCUGGCCUGUGUCCCCACCCCCCCACUGUGGCUUUUCUGAGUGAGGUACUGAGAGCUGCUUGCUGGACCCUCUGUGGCUGGGCUGGCCCACCGUGGCUUGACCCAGACUUUGUGCAGACCCCUCUCCUCGUGUCCCUAGUCUACAUGAUGGGCUUUGCUCUGUUCACAGUGGGGUCCGAAGGCUAGUUCUCUGUCAUGGAGCCCUGCCGACGCCCUUCUGUUCAGACAUUCCUGUGCUGAAUAAAGUGUGUUUGACUCUCC